CCCGCUGGGGAAGUUUCUGUUUCUGCCUAGCUCAUUCUGGGUCUAAGCUGGCAGAGAUGGACCAGCUAGUACCCGAGGUUCCCCCGGCCGGGCACAGCUGUUCCUCCCUAGGAAUUUGGGCUUUGAAGGCUGGCAUCGUGAGUUUGUCAGUGCCACCCUCCAUCAGCAGGAACGCGGCCAUGGUGAACGAACCCAGAGGGAAUGGCGGCCCUAACCCCCGCUCGGAGGGCAUCGGGAGCUCCAAGGGUAUUUCGGGAUGUUCCUCACCAGGGCUGGACCCCAAGCGGCAUGAGAGACUCAGGGAGAAAAUGAAGCGGAGGAUGGAAUCUGGUGACAAGUGGUUCUCUCUAGAAUUCUUCCCUCCUCGGAAUACUCAGGGCGCUGGCAGUCUCAUCUCAGAGUUUGACCAGAUGGGGGCAGGCGGCCCCCUCUUUAUAGAUGUGACCUGGCGCCCAACAGGAGACCCUGGCUCAGACAAGGAGACCUCGUCCAUGACCAUCGCCAGCACCGCUGUGCACUACUGCGGCCUGGAGACCAUGCUGCACAUGACCUGCUGCUGUCAGAGCCAGGAGGAGAUCACGGGCCACCUGCGCAAGGCCAAGCAGCUGGGCCUGAAGAACAUCUUGGCGCUAAGAGGAGACCCCCUGGGUGACCACUGGGAGGAGGAGGAAGGAGGCUUCCACUACGCUGUAGACCUGGUGAAGCAUAUCCGCAAGGAGUUUGGUGACUACUUUGACAUCUGUGUGGCAGGUUACCCCGCAGGCCACCCUGACGCAGAGAGCUUUGCGGCCGACCUGAAGUACCUGAAGGAGAAGGUGUUGGCAGGAGCUGACUUCAUCAUCACCCAGCUGUUCUUCGAGGCUGACACAUUCUUCCGCUUCCUUAAGGCUUGUUCCGAGAUAGGCAUUACCUGCCCCAUCCUCCCCGGAAUCUUCCCCAUUCAGGGCUACCACUCCCUGCAACAGCUCGUGAAGCUGUCCAAGCUGGAGGUGCCGCAGAGGAUCAAGGACGUGAUCGAGCCGAUCAAGGGCGACGACGAGGCCAUCUGCAACUACGGCAUCGAGCUGGCUGUGGGCCUGUGCCGGGAGCUGCUGGCAAGCGGCUUGGUGCCGGGCCUGCACUUCUACACCCUCAACCGCAGGAUGGCCACCACCGAGGUGCUGAAGCGCCUGGGCAUGUGGGCCGAGGGCCCCAGGCGCCCCCUGCCCUGGGCGGUCAGUGCCCACCCCAAGCGCUGGGAGGAAUCUGUGCGUCCGAUCUUCUGGGCCUCCAGACCGAAGAGUUACAUCUACCGCACCCAGGAGUGGGAUGAGUUCCCCAGCGGCCGCUGGGGCAGUUCCUCCUCUCCAGCCUUCGGGGAGCUGAAGGACUACCACCUCUUCUACCUGAGGAGCAAGGCCCCGAGGGGGCAGCUGCUGAAGAUGUGGGGGGAGGAGCUGACCAGCGAAGAAAGUGUCUUUGACGUCUUUGUCCACUACCUCUCAGGAGAGCCGAACCAGAAUGGCUGUCGAGUCACUUGCCUGCCCUGGAAUGAUGAGCCGCUGGCGGCCGAGACCAGCCUGAUGAAGGAGGAGCUGCUGCGAGCGAACCGCCGGGGCAUCCUCACCAUCAACUCGCAGCCCAACGUCAACGGGAAGCCAUCCUCAGACCCGGUUGUGGGCUGGGGCCCCAGCGGGGGCUACGUCUUCCAGAAGGCCUACUUGGAGUUCUUCACCUCCAGAAAGACGGUGGAGGCGCUCCUGCAGGUGCUGAAGAAGUACGAGUCCCGGGUCACCUACCACAUCGUGGACGUGAAGGGGGAAAACAUCACCAAUGCCCCCGAGCUGCAGCCCAACGCUGUCACUUGGGGCAUCUUCCCUGGGCGAGAGAUUAUCCAGCCUACAGUGGUGGAUCCUGUCAGCUUUAUGUUCUGGAAGGAUGAAGCCUUCACCCUGUGGGCCGAGCAGUGGGGCAAGCUGUAUGACGAGGAGUCCCCGUCCCGUAUGAUCAUUCAGGACAUCCACGACAACUAUUUUCUCAUCAACCUGGUGGACAAUGAGUUUCCGCUGGACAACUGCUUGUGGCAGGUGGUAGAAGACACAUUUGAGCUUCUCAACAGACCCACUUCACAAUGAGAGGGAGACAGGCUUCACCACCCUGCACCCUGACAUCCUUAGCCUCGGCCAGCUGUGUCCCGCCUUCCUCUUCCCCAGGACUGGUUCUCCUGGGGACCCGUCUCCAUCUGUCUCCAUGCGCUGGCCUCCGUUCCCCCACAUACAAUGACAGCUAGGCUGGUGUGAUGCUUCCGGGCUCUGGCUGGACCUGUCAGCCCCAUGCGGGAGGGAGCCUGGUGCUCCCUGCUCAGCUGGGAGAUUUUGCUCUUUUGUGGGAAGCACCUCCAUCCUGAAGGGGACCACGGUGGGUGGAACACUGUCCUCUCUGAGAAGGGGAGGAGACGUUACUGCUGACUGAGCCCUCGCACCAGGCAGCCGCUAGGAGCCCGCAUGAGACUGCCAAGGGGACCCCCGGAAGAUGGGCAAAGCAAACACUGACGGCGGGCCCUGGCGGCACUGCCGGGUAGCUGGGCACGGUGAG
Molossus molossus (Pallas's mastiff bat) is the source of this 2574-nucleotide messenger RNA. RefSeq names its product methylenetetrahydrofolate reductase (gene MTHFR). Lineage: Eukaryota; Metazoa; Chordata; Mammalia; Chiroptera; Molossidae. Gene Ontology annotation, biological process: tetrahydrofolate interconversion. The transcript is spliced from 12 exons. The record is from RefSeq and is a predicted model, not a curated record. The coding region runs from base 57 to 2114 and encodes 685 amino acids. Gene Ontology annotation, cellular component: cytosol. Gene Ontology annotation, molecular function: methylenetetrahydrofolate reductase [NAD(P)H] activity; FAD binding.